This is a messenger RNA of Salvelinus sp. IW2-2015, 1672 nucleotides long. Its product is annotated as eukaryotic translation initiation factor 1A, X-chromosomal. Gene Ontology annotation, molecular function: RNA binding; translation initiation factor activity. NCBI's taxonomy places the organism in Eukaryota, Metazoa, Chordata, Actinopteri, Salmoniformes, Salmonidae. Gene Ontology annotation, biological process: translational initiation. The record is from RefSeq and is a predicted model, not a curated record. Gene Ontology annotation, cellular component: cytoplasm.
UGCGCAUGCGUAAACCGGUGCACAAGUGGUGAAUUGRUUUUUCGUGAAUUGUGCCGGGAGAAAUUGGCCCGUUUUUCUUUCUCAGUAUUGUUCAUAUAGCAGUAAGCGCCACCCAGGCACGAAGAGAAGAUCUGAGCUGUAAAGAAUAUGCCCAAGAAUAAAGGUAAGGGAGGAAAGAAUCGUCGACGUGGAAAAAAUGAGAACGAGUCAGAGAAGAGAGAGCUGGUGUUCAAAGAGGACGGGCAGGAAUAUGCUCAGGUGAUUAAGAUGUUGGGUAAUGGGAGGUUGGAAGCCAUGUGUUUUGAUGGCGUUAAGCGGCUCUGCCACAUYCGAGGAAAACUCAGGAAAAAGGUGUGGAUUAACACGUCAGAUAUCAUUCUGUUGGGCCUGAGAGAUUACCAGGACAACAAAGCUGAUGUGAUCCUGAAGUACAAUGCAGACGAGGCCAGGAGUCUGAAGGCCUACGGAGAAUUGCCGGAGCAUGCCAAGAUCAACGAGACGGAUACUUUYGGUCCCGGGGAUGAUGAAGACAUCCAGUUUGACGACAUCGGAGAUGAUGACGAGGACAUUGAUGAUAUCUAAGGACCUUCUAGGGGAAGGUGUGAUUUUUACCAUCCGCUCUGAAAAUCAGCACAGGACUUCGAUACUUCUCUACCGGAAUCACUGUACCCUCUGCCCACAUUUGUGGCUGUGUUAAGUAGUGACGACCCGGCCCACACAACAUACUUCAAGGACGUUCAGCCCUCCCACUAACUCAUUGAUAACAUGACUGCAGCUGCUCGCAAUUUCUUGCGGUGUCCUUUUAAUGUAUUUAUAUCGAUUUCAUGUGGAGUGGAAUUUACUUACAAGUAUAGAACCUCUAGAUUUGCAAUAAAAAGAUUAACCAUUUUAUGUUUUAUCCUGCGUUCUUUAUAUUAGGAUUAAAUAUGUUUAUUGAUUACGGGAAACUGAUUUCUCCUGAAGAUGCCUCUGUAUCCUUUGGAAUGUUUCUUUAAUUCUAUAUCGUAUUCCGGUUAUGCCAUAUUGCAGUUAGAGAACGUUUUGUUUCUAUUGAUCAAUGCCAAAACGAAGGCUACAUAUCCCCACCUUCUGUUUUUCAACAGUCUGUAUUUUCUUUUGUUUCCCCAUGUGUAUUUUGUCUGUUGGUUUUGAUCAACUACCGGAUAAGUGUGUCACAAAGCAUCACUCGGUUCAAGGAAGUUAGGCCCACCUUUGAAAAACAUUCAGAUAUAGCUACUACUUUCUGAUUUAUUUCCUAAAAUAAUCUAGAAAAUUUGAUAUUUGUCAAUUAAACCAAUGUCCAUUUCAUGUUAUUUCAGAAUAUUUAGGAAUGCUAAUUGGCUGUUCCUGCUUUGUGACACCCCCCCCCCCCCCCGGCUGUGGUUUAGAGACUGCUGAGUUCUGUCAGAGGAAAUGGCUACCUCCUAACUAGCCUGGUGGCCCAGUCUGUUGCUGCUGGAGCCAAUUCCUUUGUUCCUUCACUGUCAUGCCAAAGAUGUCAUGUAAGGCUUGGCAUCUACAGAGGAGUUGGCUGCAGCUCAUACACAAUGGGACCAGGCUAGCUAAAUAUCACUGAACUGUGUCUUUAACACCAUACACAGCACUUGAGCUACUAUGAUGUAAUAAGGCUGAUUUAUAUAGGGAUUUCCAAUAAAGAACUUCAUUCCAUGGA